Messenger RNA from Gadus morhua (Atlantic cod), 2822 nucleotides. It is a transcript of the gene triobpb, whose product is annotated as TRIO and F-actin binding protein b. The coding region runs from base 277 to 1938 and encodes 553 amino acids. Gene Ontology annotation, molecular function: actin filament binding. Gene Ontology annotation, cellular component: actin cytoskeleton. The record is from RefSeq and is a predicted model, not a curated record. Gene Ontology annotation, biological process: positive regulation of substrate adhesion-dependent cell spreading. NCBI's taxonomy places the organism in Eukaryota, Metazoa, Chordata, Actinopteri, Gadiformes, Gadidae. The transcript has 12 exons.
GUGAUCCGUUUGUCACAAAGUUGUGAAACCGAGAGAUUUUCAGCUGACGUUUAUCUGCAACAAAAAAAGGCAUGUUCAACUUUGGACCGGCUGGAAAACCGAAAGCUUUGGAAUCCUCCUCAUUCCAAUGAUUACUCGGGACGGAAUCUGGUCUGGUCUCAGCCCGCAGGAUUUACCCCGGAGGAUUUGUUAGGUGAAGUUGGGGAGACAAGGCCCUUUGCCCAGCAUGAAAUAACUACAUUUUUUUUCUCUCGUUUCAAACUGCAUCUGGAUUAUAUGACCAUGACGCCGGAUCUGUUGAACUUCAAGAAGGGAUGGAUGUCCAAGAUGGACGACCUGGGAGAGUGGAAGAAGCACUGGUUUGUUCUAACCGACGCCGGUCUCAAAUAUUACAGAGACUCUGGAGCAGAAGAGAAAGACGAGCCGGAUGGAGAGAUUGACCUCGUCUCCUGCUUAAAGGUCUCAGAGUUCGACGUGGAGAAGAAUUACGGCUUUCAGAUUCAGACCCGCGAAGGAAUGGUGACGCUGUCAGCCAUGACGGCCGGAAUCCGAAGGAACUGGAUUGAAGUUCUGAGGAAGAGCGUCCAACCAAGCAGGUCACCUGACCUCACACAGCUUCCUGACAGCAGCAGUGAUAAGGAGAACUCCCAUGGUGCACCUCUGCUGUCCACGCGGCGCACCUCAACACGUCCCAACACCUCCUCCCCCCCCCAGCGGCGCUCCAAUCAUGUGGAGCUGUCCCCCCUCCCGGUCCCCGCCCCCUCGCUGCCAGCCAGUCAGAGAGAGGCAGGGGAGGGCCAAGGCAGGGAGCACAGCCACUGGCAGGAGGGGAGGAACCUAGACAGCACCAGCAGCCAAUGGGAGGCCUUGCUGUCCAGGAAGGGGCCGGCAGGCUCGGACAGCUGGCAGCGAAUGGAGGAGGAGAUAGAGAACAAGUGGGAGGAGUUUGAACGCUUGCCUUUAAAGGAGAUGAAGGCCCUGCCAAUCAGCUCUCAGUCCAGCGGCCAGCCGGCCAAUGAGGCGCUGCACAGGGAGGUGGCGUCACUGAGGCAGCAACUGGAGACCCUGAGAGGAGGAGGGGGAGGGGGGGGAGGCGGGGGAGGCGGGAGAGGCGAAGGGGUGGGAGGAUGCGCGGGCAAGGUGUGCGGUCCGGACGCGGCGUGCCGGAGCAGUCUGACGGCGCUGGAGCGGGCUCACCGCCACGCACUGCAGGAGGUGCAGCGGCAGCACGAGCGCCAGUGCAGGGAGGCGCAGGAGGAGCAGGAGAGGCUGCUCCUUGAGGAGACCCGGGCCACCGCCCACGCGAUGGAGGCGCUGAAGAAGGCUCACAAGGAGCAGCUGGAGAGGGAGGUGGAACGGGCCACCCGGCUGUGUGGGGGGACGGGGGACUCCGUCGGCCUGCGGAACCAGCUGCAGGCGGACACCCAGUCGCUGCAGCGGGAGCUAUCGGGUCUGUCGGAGCGCUACUCCCACAAGUGUCUUGAGCUCAACCGGGCCCAACAGGACGCCGCCGCCCGCGAGAGAGAGCUGAGCCGCCGGGAGAGAGACCUGGACCUGCUGCGGAAGGAGAAAGAGGACCUCAAGGCUCGCCUGGUGGAGGCGGUAGGCCGCUCGCGGUCCGUGGUCUCUGGUCACGGAUCAGGGGGAGUCGUUAACGAAAACAAAUCCACGAAUUCCUGUGAACUGGAGGUCCUCGUCCAGGUCAAGGAGAAGGAGGUGGAGUACCUCCACCAGGAGAUCGGCUGUCUGCGCAACGAGCUGCAGGCCCUCAACACGGAGAAGCGGUUGGCCUCGGAGCGCCGCAGGGAGCUGGAGGCGGAGCUGAGCAGCAUGCGGGGGCGGAGCCUGCGGGAGGUCCAGUCCCUCAAGGAGCACCUGAGGCUGGCCCUAGCAGCCCUGCAGGAGGGUCAGGUGCUGGGCAACAGCCUGGAGCACUGAGGGGGGCCCUCCAGCUGCCUGGGCCCGCAGACAACCAUGGGGCCCCAGAAAGUCACAGGGGCCCCUGACAGCCAGGUAUCCAGAAAGCCAGGGUGGCUAUUUGGACCCCUGGCUGUCUGGGGCACCUGAGAACCAAAGAGUCAGGAGCCACAGACAUCCAGACGGGCCACAGAGAGUCAGACACUAGUGCCUUCUCAUUCAGCCUGGGAGAGAUGUCCACGACCCUUGACCCCUGAGCCUGGGCUGUCUUCCAUGUAUGAAUUUGCACUUUUUUUAAUUUUCUUUUUGUUUAUUAUUUUUACUUUUGUGGGUGAAAAGUAAGUCGAAAACUGGAAUAUUUCCUUUGAGGAGAGAAUUAUUUGUAUCCUGUCUAAAUGAUUAGAACGAACUUCCUUAUUAUUUUUAUUUUAUAUAAUUGGUUUUACAACCUCUCUUUCGGCAUUGUGUGGUUUAAAUAUUCCAACCGGUUCGUGUGUCAACAGGAAUGACUACCGCAUGUAAUGUAUGACCAGUGACCACUGCUGUCAGCUCAGCUGGUAUCUUCAGUACAGUCAGGGUACCCUUUUCCCAGCUGGGAAAUAGAAAUGGGACAUGCAUCUGACCCGUAACAAGGAAUGCUUCUAAACUGGUCGCAGUGGUGACACUGGGAGACAACAGGAAAUGGGAUGAGUUCGGAAGUCGAGGAGAUCUGGGACUAAAGUAGUCGUCAACAGAGCAUUAGUGAGUGCUCAAUGAGCCAAUGAAGAUCGUGUCAUUUGUGAUCCGAUGAGAUACCUAGCUACCUGUAUUGUGACCAUAUUUUGAUAUUUAAUAUACUGUAGAGCAGUGACUAAUUGUAAAUCAUCUGCAUUUUUGUAAUCAAUAAAUUACUCGUUCUUAAAAUA